This is a messenger RNA of Esox lucius (northern pike), 1628 nucleotides long. RefSeq names its product solute carrier family 19 member 3a (gene slc19a3a). Gene Ontology annotation, biological process: transmembrane transport; vitamin transport. The coding region runs from base 159 to 1628 and encodes 489 amino acids. The record is from RefSeq and is a predicted model, not a curated record. Lineage: Eukaryota; Metazoa; Chordata; Actinopteri; Esociformes; Esocidae. The transcript has 5 exons. Gene Ontology annotation, cellular component: plasma membrane. Gene Ontology annotation, molecular function: vitamin transmembrane transporter activity.
GGUGCCAACUUUCCUGGACUGUCAAAACAGCUAAAUCCAAGCAGGUAAACUUCUGCUCACAUGACAUGAGAAAGCAGACACACCUGGCCAGUUGAAGAAACGACAUCUCAGCAGGACCAAGUUCCGGAGUGGUGUGGCGACUCUGUGGAUCUGUGAGGAUGGAAGGUUUUACACGGUGGAGGGCAGGAUGGGGCUACCCCACCACCCUGCUGUGUAUCUAUGGGUUUUUCAGUACUGUGAAGCCUUUAGAGCCUUUCCUCACACCUUACCUGACAGGUCCUGGCAAAAACCUGACAGUGGAACAGGUGACCAAUGAGAUCUUCCCUGUGUGGACAUACACCUACCUGGCUGUACUGGUACCGGUGUUCCUGCUCACCGAUUGGCUGCGCUACAAGCCCGUCGUGGUGUUCCAGUGCGUCACCCUCUUUCUCACCAACGCAUUGACACUAUGGCUGCAGGGAGUGGCAGCCAUGCAGGCGAUGCAAUCCGUCUACGCCAUGGUAACAGCCAGCGAGGUGGCCUACUUCUCAUGCAUCUACAGCCUGGUGGAGCCGGAGCACUACCGCAAGGCCACGUCAUACUGCCGCAGCGUACAGCUGCUCGGAUACACAGUGGGAUCGGUACUGGGACAGCUGCUGGUCAGCUUUGACCUCAUGUCCUACGAUAGCAUUCUGAUACUCACCAUGGUGUUGAUCUCUGUCGCCCUGGUGGUGUCCCUCUUCCUGCCCAUGCCCCAGAAAACCAUGUUCUUCCACCGUGGUCAAAGGGACAACGGGCAGGUGAUACCCGACGCCAGAAACGAAGAGGCGACAGAAGAAACAGGCAUUCCAGAUCCACUGAAGACCCCAGGCGGAGGGGAGAGCUGUGCAGCAGUUGGGGAGAAGGAAGAGGGCCCAGAGGUGGUGGAAAGGAACAGGGUAUGUUGCCAGGUUCUCAUCCAGCUCUGGAGAGACUUCCUUGAGUGCUAUUCCACGAGGACACUGCUGUACUGGUCAGUGUGGUGGGCACUGGCCACUUGUGGCUACAACCAGACAGUGAACUAUAUACAGGUUCUGUGGCAGCAUGUGGAGCCGUCCCAGAACUUCACAGUCUACAAUGGAGGGGUGGAAGCUGUGUCCAACCUGUUUGGUGCAGCAACCGCUUAUGGCAUUGGCUUCACCCAGGUGGACUGGGCCCAGUGGGGAGAGCUGGCCCUGGGAUCAUUCUCUGGCCUGGGAGCUGCAGCCCUUUUCACCAUGACGUUCACAGCAAACAUCUGGGUCUGCUACGCCGGCUACAUAGUCUUCAAGUGCCUCUACAUGCUGCUCAUCACCAUAGCCAUGUUCCAAAUUGCUACUGAACUGUCUAUGGAAAGAUAUGCACUGAUUUUUGGAGCAAACAACUUUGGGUCUUUGGUCCUUCAGACUAUUAUCACGUCGGUUGUGGUGGAUGGCAGGGGGCUCGGCUUGGGCAUCAUCCCACAGUUCAUCAUUUAUGGAAGCUACUUCUUAGUCAUCGCUGUGAUUUUCUUUCUGAGGGGUGUACACACCGUUAUGAGAACACGGAGAAGCCACAGACACGCCAUCACCGCUGUGGAGACGCCUUCAUGUGUGAACGGCAGCGACACAUGCCCUGAACAAAAAUUCUGA